AAAAGAAUUAUCCAUGGGUGUCGACUCUCUGGGGUAAAUAAUAAAAAAAGAGAGAAAAGAAGACAAGACACCAUGGCUUCUUCACGAGCAAAACUAGCAGAGUUGCGCGCUCUGCGUGCCGCAGGGAAGAAGCGUCUUUCGACGUACGAGGUCGAAGAUCAAGGGGAUAUCUAUGAGGAGGUUGAUGACGAAGGAUAUAAGAAAGUUAUCCGGAGCCGACUUGAUGAAGAUGAUUUCGUUGUCGACGAUAACGGUGCAGGUUACGCCGAUGACGGUCGCGAGGUGUGGAACGAACAGACGGCCGAAUACUACGACAGCGAUAGCGAUGACGACGGAUUGCCCGCCCGAGGCAAAGCUGCGAAGAGAAAGCGAGAGGAGGAACAGCAAAGGCAGGAAAAGAUCAACAACGGGAUCUCCAAAUACUUCAACAAGGGUAGUGCCGCGACGGCUCCAAAGCCUAAGCCGACUGUCACUGUAGAAGACGAUGCUUUCAUGGCUGAUCUCCUCGGAGAGGUCGAUACCAAUGUCGCCUCGAAACAGCCGCCCCCGACGAAGAAUAUAGUGAAAUCGGAAACGCGCCGAAAAGUCCGCAUCCUUUCCCCUCCCUUGUCUCAUAGGGCACGCGAGCAAAAUCAGGAUAGAAAGAAUGAAAACAUCGAGCCAGCAUCGCCCGUUGGCCAAGAGCAAGAACAGGAUUUUAAUAUGGACAACGAUGACGCGCCACUCCCGACCGCAGACGACGACGAUGUCCCAAUGAGCGAUCCGAUGCCAUCUUCCCCGAUCAGCAAAGCCGUGGAGAGGAAAAUAACCGUCCCUGUCAAGGUCGAAGAACCGGAGGAAGAUGAUAAUGACUGGAUGGAAAUUGCCGAAGUUACUGGACAACAGGAGGCUAAGACCACAAGCGUCAACAUGUCUGGUAGCCGCCCUGUCCCCCAGAUCAAAAAAGAGAUCAAACCCACCCCUAUGGGUUCCUCCCCCGCUAAGCCUUCAACGGAAGUUGUUGAUGCGUCCUGGAACGACGUGAGGAACAAGCUCAAUGUCGUCAGUAGCCCAGCAUCAGAAGCCAAGGGCUUCGGCAAACUUCGCGCACAGGACGUUGUCGAGGAAGAUGGAAGCCUCCGUAUGUUCUGGAUGGAUUUUACAGAAGUCCAUGGGAGUCUAUGCUUGUUUGGAAAGGUGAAGAAUAAGCGAAACGGCACCUAUACGAGCGCGUUCGUCAAGGUCGAUAAUAUCCUCCGAAAACUUUACUUCCUUCCUCGAGAACAGAGGCAUAAGCACGGCCGAGAAACAGAUGAGGAAGUCGAUAUGGAAGAUGUCUACGGCGAAGUUGAUGACAUGAUGUCGAGGCUCAAGGUCGGUAUGCAUAAGAUCAAGCCAUGCACUCGCAAAUAUGCAUUCGAGCUGCCCGGCGUUCCCAAGGAGUCGGAGUACCUCAAGCUACUGUACCCUUACGAUAAGCCUCCGCUACCUAUGGAUACUCAGGGAGAGACCUUUUCACGCGUUUUCGGCACUAAUACGUCACUAUUUGAACAAUUUGUUCUCUGGAAGAAUCUCAUGGGUCCAUGCUGGCUUAAGAUCGAUGAAGCCGAUUUCUCAGCUGUGAACAACGCGUCCUGGUGCAAAUUUGAAUGCCAGGUCUCUAAACCAGCUCUCAUCGCCCCUGUAUCAGACUCCGAGAAUUUGGAAGCUCCGCCUUUGACACUGAUGAGUCUUUCGUUCAAGACGCAAAUGAACGUGAAGGAAAACAAACAGGAGAUCAUUGUGGCGAGCGCUCGUGUGUACGAGAAUGUCUCCCUAACAGACCCAACACCCCCCGAGAAUCUGCCUUGCAAGACCUUCACGGUAAUGCGUCCUAUUGGGUCGUCGUAUCCGAUUAAUUUCGAGGCGGAGACACGAAAGCAACGCGGCACAUACAUGCUGGAAAAGACAGAGCAAUUCUUGCUCAGUAAAUUCCUUGCAUUGUUUGAGAGAAUGGACCCUGACGUCUUGAUGGGCCAUCAGUUGCAAGAAGUGGAUCUUAGCAUCCUUCUAAGCCGACUGAAAGAGAAAAAGACGCCGGGCUGGCAUCGUCUUGGACGCUUAAAGCGCGGAGAUUGGCCCAAGAAUUUCAACAAGGGCGGUGGCUUCUUCACUGAGAGACAUCUCAUCGCUGGGAGAUUGAUGUGCGACGUGGCUAACGACAUGGGCAAGUCUCUUAUGCCGAGAUGUCAAUCGUGGAGUUUGACCGAAAUGUGUGAUCUUUAUCUCGGACAGGGUAACGCACGCCAGGAACUGGACACAGAAGCGGCAUUGAAAUCAUGGGCCACCACAAAAGAUGGGCUCAUGAAUUUCGUCAACCACUGUGACACAGACACCUACUUCAUCGCUGCACUGGUCUUGAAACUUCAGAUGUUGUCUCUCACAAAAGUGCUAACCAACAUUGCCGGCAACUCUUGGGCACGGACUCUGAGUGGUACUCGCGCCGAGCGUAAUGAGUACAUUCUGCUCCACGAAUUUCAUCGCAACAAGUACAUCUGUCCUGACAAGUAUUCUUCGAAAUUGCAAAAGGCAGAAGAAAAGACACAUGAUGGUGGUGAUGACGAUGACUCUGCGGAUAAGAAGAAGAAGGACAAGUACAAAGGUGGUCUUGUUUUCGAACCCGAAAGAGGCCUUUACGACAAGUUUGUCUUGGUGAUGGACUUUAACAGUCUGUACCCGAGUAUCAUUCAGGAGUACAAUAUAUGCUUCACCACGGUGGAGCGGACUGCAACGGCCCAGAAUGAUAUUGAAGAGAAAGUACCCGAGGUGCCUUCUUCAGACCAAGACCAGGGGAUCCUGCCCAAGAUCAUUGCAACCCUUGUUGGCCGGCGUCGUGAGGUGAAGAAGCUGAUGAAAGACAAGCGGGCGACACCCGAGGAACUAGCCCUGUGGGACACGAAGCAGUUAGCUUUCAAGCUGACUGCCAACUCUAUGUACGGCUGUUUGGGAUAUACUCAGAGUCGUUUCUAUGCGCGUCCGUUGGCGAUGCUCACCACGUUCAAGGGUCGUGAGAUUCUUCGCAGCACUAAGGAAUUGGCAGAGUCGCAGCAGCUAAGAGUCAUCUAUGGUGAUACCGAUUCCGUCAUGAUCAACACGAAUAUGGACACUAUCAGCGAAGCACUUAAAGUCGGAGAGGACUUCAAGAAAACCGUCAACGAAAAGUACCGCCUCCUGGAGAUUGAUAUUGACAAUAUAUUCCGCCGUCUUCUCUUGCAUGCCAAGAAAAAGUACGCCGCUGUUAAUAUGUCUGAGAUCGAUGGCAAGUAUGUGGACAAGUUGGAAGUCAAGGGUUUGGAUAUGAAGCGACGUGAGUACUGCGCUCUGUCGAAGGAGGUCUCUCAGAAGCUCUUGAACGAGAUUCUCUCCGGAGAGGACCCGGAGCUCGUCCUCAACCGCGUCCACGACUAUCUGCGCGAGUUGGCGGACAAGAUGCGGGAAUACACUAUCCCCGUGCAGAAAUACGUGAUUUACACGAAACUCUCCAAACGUCCUUCGGAAUACCCUAAUAAGGAAUCUAUGCCUCCAGCACAAGUUGCGCUCCGUGAGCUUGCUCGCGGUAAAAUGGUUCGGCCCAACGACGUCAUAUCUUACGUUGUCACCAAUGGCGAUUCGGAGACAGCGUCGCUUCCCCCUGCGAAGCGUUCAUACACGCUUCAAGAUGUGAUGAAGUCCGACCUGGGUCUGAAACCCGACGUUGAGUUUUACCUUCUGAAGCAGAUCUUCCCUCCCAUCGAGCGUCUAUGCGCUCCCAUCCCCGGGACGGACGCGGUUCGGCUGGCCGAGUGCCUGGGUCUAGAUGUGCGCAAGUACCAGAUUAACACUUCCAGUGGAAGCAACCAGCAAAACUCCGAAAUCUUCCCCCUAGAGUCGCAGAUUCCGGACUCUGUACGUUUCGAGAACGUGGCACGGCUCGUGUUAACCUGCCGUUCCUGCAAGGAGAAGUCAACCUUCGAAGGAUUGGCCAUGUCUACAGAAUUGUGCAAUGCCCAUGGAAUCAUUUGCUCAAAUUCGGCCUGUCGAAAACAAUUAUCAGUUUUGACAAUCAUCGCACAGCUGGAGAACCAGAUCCGCGCCCAGACAUCCAAAUACUACGAUGGAUGGGCGGUAUGUGACGAUUCUGCCUGUGGCAACCGAACAAGACAGAUCAGCGUUUACGGACACCGAUGCCUUGGUCCCCGCGGGCAUGCGGAAGGCUGUCUGGGGCGAAUGAACUACGAGUACACCGAGAAGCAAAUCUACAACCAGCUGCUAUACUUUGCCGGGCUUUGGGAUGUGGAUAAGGCCCGGUCCGCCAUCCAGAAGGAGCCCGCGGGGGAGAAGAAAGACAGCGUGGCAGCGCUGGUCGAAUUCAACCGCACACGCGGAGUCCUCCAAUUCCCGCACCUUCGGCUAUCAUCUUUUGUUGGAUUCCCAACUGUAUCAACCAGCGACUUGAUCACCAUGCCCGUCCCGCGGGUUCUGGUCAUCGCAGGGUCCGACAGUUCGGGCGGCGCCGGCCUAGAGGCGGAUCAGAGGGUUCUGGCGGCACAUGGCUGCUACGCUCUUACCGCGACUACGGGCCUGACGGCGCAGAACACUCUGGGGGUGCAGGACGUGUUUGUCGUUCCGGCCAACUUUGUGAAGAAGCAGAUCCUUGCGGGGUUAGAUGAUGUUGGGGCGGACGUUGUCAAGUUGGGCAUGCUCUCGUCUGCAGAGACAAUCGACGUCAUCGCUGAGGUAUUGGCCUCGCAUCAUGUUCCUCAGGUGGUGCUUGAUCCGGUAAUGGUGUCUACAAGCGGAUCGGAGUUGUUACCAGGGCCGGCAAUUCAGGGUCUGCGGACGAAACUACUACCAUUCACCACGAUCUUAACCCCUAAUAUCCCGGAAGCGCUACUGUUACUCAGAGAUGCCGGCGUGAGCACCUCGGAGCCGAAAAACCUUGCCGACGUCGUCAGUCUCGCGAAGCAAAUAUGCGCCUUGGGCCCCAAGGGAGUCCUGCUCAAGGGAGGGCACCUGCCACUGACAAAGGAUCACGAGACACCACAUGAUCCAAAGGACGCCACGAUAGUAAUUGAUGUCUUGUAUGAUGGGACGGACGUCACGUUGUUUGAGACUGGCUUCCUGAUCUCGAAGAACACGCAUGGCACGGGCUGCUCCCUUGCGUCUGCCAUUUCUGCCAAUUUGGCUCGAGGACAGAGCAUUAAGCAAGCUGUUCACGCUGCUGUGCGCUUCGUUGAGGCUGGUAUCAGGACUAGCUUCGAUCUAGGGAAAGGCAGUGGGCCGAUAAAUCACUUCCAUUCCGUGUAUACGUUACCGUUUGCGCCUGGCCGCUUCUUGGAGUAUGCGUUGGGUCGCUCUGACGUGCAGCCAGUAUGGGAGAAAUUCACAAAGCAUGGGUUUGUCUCCAGCAUGGCCAACGGCACACUUCCUGUCGAGAACUUCAAGCAGUAUCUCGUCCAGGAUUAUCUCUAUCUGGUUCACUUUGCGCGAAGCAAUGCGCUCGCAGCGUACAAGGCCAAAACUAUGGCAUCUAUCUCCGCGUCAUCGCAAAUCGUUCUACACAUUGAACGCGAGACCGCGCUGCAUCUCGAUUACUGCGCAUCUUUCGGGCUAACUAAGGAGGAGAUGGAGCGGACCCCGGAACAUCUUGCAUGCACGGCAUACAGUCGGUACAUUCUUGACGUCGGCCAGUCAGAGGACUGGCUUGCGCUCCAGAUGGCGUUGGCACCAUGUUUGAUCGGUUAUGGAGCCAUCGCCCGACGACUGCACGCAGACCAAGAGACCCUCCGAGAGGGCAACCGAUACUGGCAAUGGAUCGAGAAUUACGUCGCCGAUGAUUACACCAAAGCAGUCCAGCUCGGAUCUGAACUGCUGGAGACCCACAUGCGCGACGUUUCGCCCAGUCGAAUGGAAGAGUUGAUCCAGAUUUUCAUUCGGGCGACAGAAUUAGAGGUUAAAUUCUGGGACAUGGGGCUGGGUGGCGACCGAGUGUAAACAAGCAUCGAGGAGGUUCUAUACCGUUCCUCUAGAAGAGAAGACGUAUUACAUAUAUAGAACAGCCUCCCAUUUUCUAUAGAUAGGGAAUCCAU
Messenger RNA from Aspergillus campestris IBT 28561, 6086 nucleotides. Its product is annotated as DNA-directed DNA polymerase alpha catalytic subunit POL1. The record is from RefSeq and is a predicted model, not a curated record. Gene Ontology annotation, cellular component: alpha DNA polymerase:primase complex. The transcript is spliced from 15 exons. Gene Ontology annotation, biological process: leading strand elongation; mitotic DNA replication initiation; lagging strand elongation. Gene Ontology annotation, molecular function: DNA replication origin binding; chromatin binding; purine nucleotide binding. Bases 73 to 5991 code for a protein of 1972 amino acids. Lineage: Eukaryota; Fungi; Ascomycota; Eurotiomycetes; Eurotiales; Aspergillaceae.